Molecule: messenger RNA, 2890 nt
Organism: Cottoperca gobio
Lineage: Eukaryota; Metazoa; Chordata; Actinopteri; Perciformes; Bovichtidae
Gene: dhx15
Product: DEAH (Asp-Glu-Ala-His) box helicase 15
Cellular component (GO): intracellular anatomical structure; spliceosomal complex
Molecular function (GO): RNA helicase activity; RNA binding; ATP binding
Source: RefSeq, a predicted model, not a curated record
GUCGCCAUUUUGCUAGUGUUGGACGGUUUUGGGGAAAGUCUGCAUGAAGCAAAGCAGCCGUUUGGACGGAUAACGUUACCCGGAGGCAAUAUGUUCAAGCGACAUCGUUUAGAUUUGGGUGAUGAUUAUUCGCCGGGUAAAAAGAGACCCUCUGAAGGGCGUGACCGCGACAGGGACAGAGACCGCGAUGAGCGGCCGAGGGACCGCGACAGGGACCGGGACCGUGACCGGGACAGAGAUGUGAAGUCAUCCAGCAGCCUCGCCGCUGCCGGCAGUGGAGGCUUCGUGAAGCCGACCCCCGUUCAGCAGAUGGUCAACCCCUACACCAACCUGCCCCACACACCACGCUACUAUGAGAUCCUGAAGAAGCGGCUGCUGCUACCUGUGUUUGACUACAGAGAGCGCUUCACCGACAUCCUCAUGCAAAACCAGUGUUUUGUGCUGGUGGGAGAGACGGGCUCUGGAAAAACCACGCAGAUCCCUCAGUGGUGUGUGGACAUGGUCCUGUCCAUGACAGGACCAAAGAGAGCAGUGGCCUGCACGCAGCCCAGGAGGGUCGCCGCCAUGAGCGUCGCCCAGAGGGUCGCCGAUGAGAUGGAUGUCAUGCUGGGUCAAGAGGUGGGAUACGCCAUCAGGUUUGAGGACUGCAGCUCUGCCAAGACGGUACUCAAGUACAUGACAGAUGGGCGGUUGCUGCGGGAGGCCAUGAAUGAUCCUCUGCUUGAGCGCUAUGGUGUCAUCAUCUUGGACGAGGCCCACGAGCGCACAUUAGCUACAGAUAUCCUCAUGGGAGUCCUCAAGGAGGUCGUCCGCCAGAGGUCUGACCUCAAGGUCAUCGUCAUGAGUGCGACGCUCGACGCCGGCAAGUUCCAGGUGUACUUUGACAACUGCCCACUGCUGACCAUCCCCGGACGCACGCAUCCUGUUGAGAUUUUCUACACGCCCGAACCUGAGCGGGACUACCUGGAGGCGGCCAUCCGCACCGUGAUCCAGAUCCACAUGUGUGAGGUGGAUGAAGGAGACCUGCUGCUCUUCCUCACUGGACAAGAGGAAAUUGAUGAAGCCUGCAAGCGAAUCAAGAGGGAGGUGGACGACCUCGGGCCUGAAGUGGGAGAUAUCAAGAUCAUCCCGCUGUACUCCACGCUGCCUCCGCAGCAGCAGCAGAGGAUCUUUGAGCCACCCCCACCUAAUAAACCAAGUGGUGCCAUCGGAAGGAAGGUUGUCGUGUCAACAAACAUCGCGGAGACUUCUCUGACCAUCGACGGCGUGGUGUUUGUAAUUGAUCCUGGAUUUGCCAAGCAGAAGGUGUAUAACCCACGUAUCAGAGUGGAAUCCCUUUUGGUAACAGCCAUCAGCAAGGCGUCGGCUCAGCAGAGGGCAGGCCGCGCUGGACGGACGCGGCCAGGAAAGUGUUUCCGCCUUUACACAGAGAAGGCGUACAAGACAGAAAUGCAGGACAACACGUAUCCGGAGAUCCUGAGGUCUAAUCUGGGCUCUGUGGUGCUGCAGCUGAAGAAGCUGGGUAUUGACGACCUGGUGCACUUUGACUUCAUGGACCCACCAGCCCCGGAGACCCUUAUGCGAGCCCUGGAGUUGCUGAACUACCUGGCGGCGCUCAAUGACGACGGUGACCUGACGGAGCUGGGCUCCAUGAUGGCAGAGUUCCCCCUGGACCCCCAGCUGGCCAAGAUGGUCAUCGCCAGCUGUGAAUUCAACUGUUCGAACGAGAUCCUCUCCAUCACUGCCAUGUUGUCAGUCCCACAGUGCUUCGUCCGACCCACCGAGGCUAGAAAGAUGGCCGACGAGUCCAAGAUGCGCUUUGCCCACAUCGAUGGAGACCACAUGACUCUGCUCAACGUGUACCACGCCUUUAAACAAAACAACGACUCCACUCAGUGGUGCUAUGAGAAUUUCGUCAACUACCGCUCGCUGAUGUCGGCAGACAACGUGCGCCAGCAGUUGUCGAGGAUCAUGGACCGCUUCAACCUGCCGCGGCGGAGCACCGAGUUCAACAGCAGAGACUACUACACCAACAUCCGGCGCGCGCUCAUCACCGGCUUCUUCAUGCAGGUCGCUCACCUGGAGCGCACCGGACAUUACCUGACGGUGAAGGACAACCAGGUCGUGCAGCUGCACCCCUCCACCGUGCUGGACCACAAGCCGGAGUGGGUGCUGUACAACGAGUUUGUGCUCACCACCAAGAACUACAUCCGCACGUGUACUGACGUCAAACCAGAGUGGCUGGUGAAAAUCGCCCCGCAGUACUAUGAGAUGAGUAACUUCCCCCAGUGUGAAGCAAAGAGACAGUUGGAGCGUAUCAUUGCAAAAGUCUCAUCCAAGGAAUACACUCAGUACUAAGGUUUGCAUGUGCUGCCACGGCCUCUCAGUAUCUGUGCAAAGUCCAGCUUGAACUUGGAGCGUCUUUUUAUUUUCCACCUACAACUUGAUUUUCAAUUCUAUUUUGGUCUCACUGUGUGUAAUGUAUUUUCAUGAUGAUUGAUGAAUUGUGUCCUUUGAAGGCCACCGUCUGUCAGUUUGUUUUGAAGCUUACAGGGUUUUUAGCACUACCAUAAAUGGACUGUAUAUAACUGGUUAUCAGGAAUAUAGUCAUGCAGCAUUUCUGUUUAACGCAUGAUAUUUCAUGUCCAUUUCCACAUUCCUCUUAACAUCGAUACUGAGUCGCAGCUUCGGGAUUCUUGGCUGUCGUCUCGCUUCUCCUGCUGAAACGACGGAAAGUCCAGAGAAGCUUUUGAUCAAAUAUAAUUUAUACUGAAAUUUGAUGCGGACAUAAUGUAUUGUUUUCUUGUCAUGGAGAUACUAAGAGGGGCGCUCUGCUCACAUGUCCUGUCGCUGUUCAACUUAAUAAAAAUUACUUUGUAAUAAAGCAUUU